UCGGUGCGCCUGGCAGGCGGGGCGCAGUCGCAAAACGGCAACCGCAGCGCUCAGACGUGUCGCGGCGAUCAAAUCGAAAGAAACAACAACAACAAGCAGGCAGGCAGACCCCCAAUCUAACCGAAAGUGUCUCAAAACUCCAUCUUGCCAUGCUACGCAUCCUUGCCGCCGUACUUUGUGCGCUCCUCUGGACGCCCAGUCUGGCCCUGAGUUCUCCCGGCCUGCAGGUGGCCAAGCAGUGGAAACUUUUGCGCUACAACUUCCAGCCUGGGGCGCCGGUGAGCGAUGCCAACUUUUACAGUCCACAGAAUGUGCUCAUCACGGGACUGGCCGUCACGGAUAGCCGCAUCUUUGUGGCCACGCCCAAGCUGUUCACGGGCGUACCCUCAACCGUGAGCUGGGUGCCGAAGGCGGAGUUUGGUGACUCUCCCACGCUGCAGGCCUUCCCCGACUGGUCCUUCUCCAACACGGCACGCAGCGACUUCAAUUGCAGCGACCUCAUCCUCACCUCGGUCUAUCGCCUGCGGCUGGACUCCUGCAAUCGCCUGUGGCUGCUGGAUGCUGGCAUCUCUCGCUCGCUGGAGGACUACGAGGUGACUUGUCCACCCAAGAUCUUGGUGGUGGAUCUGGCCACGGAUCGGGUGGUGCGCCGCAUUGACUUUCCCCGCGAGGUGCUGCGCGGCGAGUCGCUCUUCACGAACAUGGUGAUCGAUGAGACGACGGCCAAGACCUGCGACGAUGUGUUUGUGUACAUCACGGACACCGUGGAGCCCGGCAUUGUGGUCUACGACAGUGGCAAGGAUGUCACCUGGCGCGUCUCCCAUCCAGCCAUGUAUCCCGAUCCGGAUUUUGCCCAGUCCGAGAUCCUCAACGAUCGCUUCGUGCUGAUGGACGGCGUUGUGGGCUUGACCUUUGACGAGCGCAAGGGCGUGGUGUACUUCCAGCCGCUGGCCACGGAUCGCGUUUUUUCAGUGCACAAGAAUGUGCUGCGCGCCGGACCCCUGCCCGAUGGCAAGAUGCUGGACGUGAAGCUGGUGGGCAAAAAGUCCUCCCAGGGCAUUGGCCUGUCCGUUUCGCCCUUCGACAGCAGCUUGAUCUUCAGUCCGCUCAGCGAGACGGCCAUCGCCUCGUGGAACCCCACGACCAAUCAGCAGUCGGUGCUGGCCUACGAUCGCGAUCAGCUGCAGUUUGUGGCGGACAUCACGACUACGCGCUCGGAGCCGGGCGUCAUCUAUGCCAUCUCCUCGAAGUUCCAUCGCUUCUUCCUGAAGAAUCUCAACGCCAACGAGUUCAACAAUCGCAUUGUGCGACUGGAGCUGCCCUCUGGCUCGCUGUUGGGCCACCACCUGCCACUGCCCCCCGCUCCCGCGCACAACAGUCUGCUCAACUAUGGUCUGUACAACACCCACACGCAAGCCUCCUCGAACGCCCUGCAGACGUACUUCAGCAGCCCCGCGCUGACCACGCCCUUCACCACCAAGACCCCCUUCCGCUUCGAGAGUGCCGGCGCCGUGCAGUACGGCAUACGGAACCCGUUCACGGCGCUCAACCAAGGGGAGGCCUUUCCGCCCAGCAAGGCCACCAGGGACAACUUCCAGCGCUCCUAUCUGGACACCCUGGUCGGUACUACGGCGCCCGCGCGCCCGGUCGCUGCCCCCACGCCCUACACUACACGCCACAGCGGCUAUUACUAUCAGCGCGGGAAGCGUGAGCUGCAGGCGGAGAAGGAGCAGCAGCAGGAGCAGCAUUAAUGCUC
Drosophila subobscura is the source of this 1756-nucleotide messenger RNA. Its product is annotated as major royal jelly protein 1. The transcript is spliced from 3 exons. NCBI's taxonomy places the organism in Eukaryota, Metazoa, Arthropoda, Insecta, Diptera, Drosophilidae. Bases 150 to 1751 code for a protein of 533 amino acids. Gene Ontology annotation, cellular component: extracellular region. The record is from RefSeq and is a predicted model, not a curated record.